Molecule: messenger RNA, 231 nt
Organism: Meloidogyne enterolobii
Lineage: Eukaryota; Metazoa; Nematoda; Chromadorea; Rhabditida; Meloidogynidae
Source: the annotation of a GenBank genome assembly
AAAAUGAAUUACUUAAACAAAUCUUCUUCUUUUUAUGUCAGUAGAGACAUCCAAUAUUUAAUUGGACAAAAAGUCGUUGAAAAUGCUCGUUUUGUGGAUGAUGGAUUUUUUAAAAUUUUUUGCUGCCCAAACUUUUUUCGAUUAUCUGCCCUCGAUUCAAUUGCAAAACUGACAAUACUAACUUUGAAUAACGCCAAAAUUCAGUUUCGGUCGGCUAAUGGAAAGGUUUAA